GCAGCCCAUGUGACCCUCCCUGCCAACAUGGCGUCCUCCUGCAGCCUGGAGUGGAGGACCCGGGCGGGGAGGCUGCGGCAGAGGCUGCAGGAGGGAGGACGAGACGAUGCACUUUUCUUGAAGGCUUCGGCUGCGCUGCAGAGACUGGAUGAGGCGUGCGCAGAGGAGGAGGCGCGGGGCGCGGAAUGGGCCUCCUGUCUGGGACUUUACACUCAGGCGUUACUAGACAUCACCUUCUACGAAGAAACCCGUCUGGUGGAUGAAGAAUUCCCAGGAGACGACUCCCUGCAGAAAGUGAGAGAUCUGCUCCAGACGUUGUCAGAACCCGAGAGGCUGAGCAGAGGAAACCACCAGCAGGUAGAUUUAGCUCUUGAUGCAGAAGUUCAGGAAUGUCUGCACUGGAGGCGAGGAGCCCUGCUGUACAUGUACUGCCAUACUGUGGGGGAGAGGGAGAGAUGGGCGCUGAGAGAUCCCGGCACCUUCCACCAGUGUCUUCAAGAUGGCGUCAGUUACCUUCUGAAAAUGCUCCAUACACGGAGUCCUGUCCAGCUGGAUGACAAGGUUUCGUAUCGGGACAUAAGCACGGCCAGUCUGCUGGAGAAAGGGAUCUUCAGUGACAUCCACCUUCUGGCUCUGAUGUACUGCGGGGAGAUGUGUUACUGGGCGCGGAGAUACUGCAGGGACAUGGAGACGGCCUCGCACCACACGUCGGAUCCAAAUCCAGGUCUUCACUUUAAAGACAUUGGGGAGAAGGUGCUGGACACGUACGUCUGUGUAUGUGAGGGGCCCCUGCGUGGACAAGGAUGGAGCACAGAUAAUGCCAAGACGAUCCUACAGCAUCUCAAGGAAGACAAAGUCUGAUAAUUGGGGGGGGGGGGGAGUCCUGAAAUUAACCUGUAUGUAAAAUACGUUACUGUGUGUGUGAGUUGGAGACAUUGUAGACAGCCCUGAUGUAACAUAUGAAAGGUCUUCAUGCCGUGUGAUCGCAUCCUGCGGUAUCUGCAGCCGCCGCCGCCAUGUUUGGAGUAAAACAUGAAAACCACUUCUGAGGUACCGGUUUCACCUCUCUGAGGCGCUAUAUACUCCCGUACAGUACGGGCACAGAAAGUGCUGUCCCAGGAUUUCAAUGUAUUGCCCAUCCACAGGACAGAGGUCUGGCUGUUGGGACCACCACCGGGCAAGAGAAUGAGAGUCCUGUGUUCGCCCUCUAUAAAUGGAGAAGGUCAAAUGUGUGCGCUGCCGCUCCGUUCAUUCUCUAUGGGACUGGCAGAAAUCCUCCUUCUUUGCCCACCCCAUAUAGACUAAAUGGCGCCGCAGCGCACACAUUUGACCUUCUCCAUUCCUACAGGGGGACACAGGACCCUCAUGCUCUUGAACAGUCAGACACCUCUCCUAAGCUUAUGGAUUGGGGUAAGUUCACAACGCCUAACCAGCACCGUACGCCUUUAAAGAACGGAGCCUGCCCUAGCCGCCGGGUUUCUGCCGUUUUAAUUAGCAGACCACCGUGGCUAAUGUCUGUGAUCGGCGAUAAUGUAUAGCACAGACAUUUAUCCCCUGAGAUUCUGUGGUCAGUUGUGACCACCGCAGCUGAGACGGCUUUCCCUCAGGAGCGCUGUGGUCCCAGGGCAGGAAUGGCUUUCCUGCUCUGAGAACAGAGAAGCCGUUUGUUGGCACUGGAGGCCAUCAUGCCUGCCACAGGUAUAUUCCUCUGGAGGCCUGCAGGUCACAGUGCUCCCCAUAGUCUGCACGCUUAAAUACAUGUAGUUUAUGGAAGAAGAGAUCUAAUGACUGCAUGUUAAUGUCCCCUAGGGGGACAUAAAAAAAAAUAAAACCCAUUAAAAUCACCCCCUUUCCUUAUAUAAAAAA
This is a messenger RNA of Bufo bufo (common toad), 1866 nucleotides long. RefSeq names its product chromosome 2 C5orf51 homolog (gene RIMOC1). Bases 28 to 861 code for a protein of 277 amino acids. The transcript is spliced from 6 exons. Gene Ontology annotation, biological process: mitophagy. The record is from RefSeq and is a predicted model, not a curated record. Lineage: Eukaryota; Metazoa; Chordata; Amphibia; Anura; Bufonidae.